This is a messenger RNA of Camelina sativa (false flax), 546 nucleotides long. NCBI's taxonomy places the organism in Eukaryota, Viridiplantae, Streptophyta, Magnoliopsida, Brassicales, Brassicaceae. The record is from RefSeq and is a predicted model, not a curated record.
AUGGCCAACGUGACAAAACUCACUGCCUCCAACUACCUUAUGUGGAGCCGUCAAGUCCACGCUCUUCUCGAUGGAUAUGAUCUGGUUCCAUUUCUCGACUCUGCCAUCACCAAACCGGAUCCCACAAUCACCAAGAAUGGGAUUACCUCUGCUAACUCAGCCUUAACCGUGUGGAAACGCCAGGACAAGCUGAUCUACAACGCUCUUCUUGGUGCCAUCUCCAUCUCUGUCCAACCGAUUCUCUCUCGAGCUUUCACGGCUGCUGAAAUCUGGGAUACCUUGGUAACCACCUAUGCCAACCCAAGCAAGAGUCACGUUCGUCAACUCGAGCACCAACUUGAUGGCUGGAAGAAAGAAUCUCGUACUAUUGCUGAUUAUUUCCAAGGACUUACCAUCAAGUUUUAUCAACUUUCUCUUCUGGGAAAACCUGAAACCUAUGAAGAUCAGAUUGAUUACAUCCUCGGUGGUCUUCUGGAGGACUACAAACCCAUCAUAGAUAAGACUGAAGCUCACGAUACUCCCCCCCUCAUUCCUGGAACUCCAUGA